Prorocentrum cordatum is the source of this 241-nucleotide messenger RNA. Lineage: Eukaryota; Dinophyceae; Prorocentrales; Prorocentraceae. The record is from the annotation of a GenBank genome assembly.
GCAGCUGCAAUCGCUCCGUGGUUCUUCGCAGGCGUCGGACAAGCCCGGCGGAACCCUCGGGGAGGCGCUGCGGAAUGGUUUCCACACCAUGGACGACCUGCUCAUUUCGCCAGACCACGAGAGGGAGCUGCUCCUUCUGAAGCAGGGCAAGACCAUCGGGAGCUCCUCCAGCAGCUCGCCCGCUGGCCCCAGUGGCAGCCCCAGCGGGUCCGCCGACGCGGACCCCGACGCGAGCAGCGAG